UGCGGCUGCCAUGGUUUCUUUCGCAAUUCGAGGGAUGAAAGCGACACAAGUUUAGUUCAUAUAAAUACAGAAGCUACGUACUAUGCGGAUGUUUGUUCUUGAUUAAUUAAUCAAGAUUUUCCACUCAAAAAUUGAAAAUAGUACCUAUAAAUAUGCAUUAUAUGAUGGGUCUUUCAAUGGCAUAUUGUCUGUUAUUUGAUGUUUUUGGAAAAAAGAAUGGAAGCCAUGCUCUUCUAUGCUUUCACGUGUUUGCACGUCAUUAAACCGGUCACCACUGUUGGUUCGAAAACUUGCAUGGAUUGUGAUGAUACCAUCAAAGUGGCUUACAGAAGGCCGAUGGUUGUAUCCAGAUGCCCGCUCGUGCCCGAAACGGACCAAACGAAGCCCACAAGGGCACCUGUUGUCUUCAUCCGCCAUUAAAAGCUGGGAAGUCGUCAUGUGACCGACCUAAGAGGAGGGAAAAGCAGCCCAGAUGCGUUUACGAAGAAAUAGAAAAGCGGCAAAGACAGACCGGUUUGAAAGAGUUUAUGGCUAGAAGGGGCGUUAACUGGACUCCUGGAGUUAAUGCGGGAAAUAACCGAAAUAGUCGAAGAGAUCAAGACGUUAAGGAAGGCAGCAAGAGAGCCUCUAAAAUAGCCGGACAGAUUAGAAAUCAUGUUAGAAUCUGACAGCUGAUUAGAAUCUCCAUCUUUGAAAUAUACUAUUAUUUCGGUUGAAUUAAUACCUCCCGGAGACUCAAGCAGCACAUGCGCACUCUCGACAGAAAUUGCGGAAAUAGCAUAUCAAGUUACCUUGGAAGUAAAGUUCGAAAUAACUGUUUAAAUUUGAAUAUUACAUAUGACCGGCUAACCUGUACGAAAAAAGGACCUGUUUUACAGCUGUAAAACGUCUGUAAAAGUCCUGUAUUUUGAAAUAACAACUAUUAAAGACCUGUAAGUGGAAAAAUGAUCAGAAAUACAGUUGAAAUUUUCAGGUGUAAAAUAUGAAGGUCUCAAUUUACAGCUGUAAAAAUUUUACUGUUGAAAGUUACAGCUGUAAAAUGGUCAUGUCUCAAAAUUACAGCUGUAAAAUUUUUGGAGGGAAACAUGAGUAUUGUCAGCCAUCUUUAUUGCAUUUUGGCGGGAUAUAACUGAAAUUCACACAGACAUUACAUCUUGUAAAAUUUUGGAAUUUAAAGCGGUAUAGUGUAAGUACAGAUGUUUAAUUAUCUGUUAUAGUUGUAAAAGGACAUGUAUAAGUACAUACAUUAACUAUUUACUCUAUGCUGGAAGCCGAUAAGUUUAAUUAAAAGAAAUAAUUACAAGAUAUUGUCAUAUGUUUUCAUUACUGACAAAGAAAGUUUUAUAAACAAGAUCUGCAUAUGUUCUAUUUAUCCUACUCUUGAAUUUUUCUGUUGCUAUACUGUAAUCAUACCACAUAUACUUACGUACUAGAUCAUUUAUUUUGCCAUUUUCAUAGUAAUUGCUAACUUAUCUAGAGAAAUGCAAUUCAUCCUAAAACUUUUUGCACCUCUACUUUCGUCCCUUAAAAUAAUGCCUUCUUUUUCAACACCUGUAUUUCUACAGCUGUAAUUUUUGGUCAUUUUUACAGCUGUAACUUUUUUUCAUUUUUACAGCAGUAACUUUUUUUCACAGGUGUAGCUCAUUUGCAUAUUUCGAACUGUUUUACAGUUGUUUGACAGCUGUAAAUUGAAAUCUACCGCUGUAAAAUCAAUGUUGUUAUAUAAAAUCUACAGGUGUAAAUUUGGAAUAAGCAUGGCUGUUAUUUUGAACAAAAAUACAGGUCUUUUACAGCUGUAAAAUUUCAUACAGGAAUUACUGUCUAAUUUGAUAGAAAUAGUGUUUAUACAAUGAAUAUUUAGACGCAUCCAUCGCAGUGAUUUACUGGUUGGACUCACAUUUAGCUAUAUGCAUUAUAUGUUUAGUUAUUGAUUUAUUUGUUAUCGGGAUUGGUGCAAUAUCUUUUGAGUUCCAUUGUCAUAUGUGCUGUCAUUAUUAUUUCGUUUCAGUUAAAAUGUUGUUUUCUUUAUGUGUUUUCAAUAAAACGUUCAGUUUGCAAGGUC
This is a messenger RNA of Mercenaria mercenaria, 2062 nucleotides long. RefSeq lists its product as uncharacterized. NCBI's taxonomy places the organism in Eukaryota, Metazoa, Mollusca, Bivalvia, Venerida, Veneridae. Bases 351 to 668 code for a protein of 105 amino acids. The transcript is spliced from 3 exons. The record is from RefSeq and is a predicted model, not a curated record.